This is a messenger RNA of Ceraceosorus guamensis, 3900 nucleotides long. RefSeq lists its product as hypothetical. Gene Ontology annotation, biological process: autophagosome assembly; piecemeal microautophagy of the nucleus; protein localization to phagophore assembly site. The record is from RefSeq and is a predicted model, not a curated record. Gene Ontology annotation, cellular component: phagophore assembly site; extrinsic component of membrane; Atg1/ULK1 kinase complex. The transcript has 6 exons. NCBI's taxonomy places the organism in Eukaryota, Fungi, Basidiomycota, Exobasidiomycetes, Ceraceosorales, Ceraceosoraceae. Bases 351 to 3527 code for a protein of 1058 amino acids.
UGAUGUGCUCAGCUCAGCUCCCCUUUUGCUGGGCGCAGCUCAUUUAGGGCCCUGAUCAUCAAAGCCAACACCUCCCAUUCCCCCUCACCGCAAAUUGGCGCUCGCGAUCACCACAUCCACGAUCUAAUAGCUCGAUCAGUGCGCUGCUAAGACGUUCUGCAACGCGUACGAGGACUCUACGCACUUACUCAUCGUCCAGCGUCCAACGACGUGAGCCUUUGGCCUGCAGCCCCCAUCCUCCUCCGCAAAUAGUCAAAGCUCGACCAUCUCAGUCGCAACGGCUCUAAUCGCUAUCUUGGCUUAUACAACAACUUACCACUAAGGAUCUUGAUGAUGCGGUAAGAGCAUCCAUGGCCACACCUUCGAUCCCGCCCCCUUCGCCAUCCACCUCCUCGCCUGUCACGUCCGCCCACCCCAAAUUAGACGGGGUCCUCUACCACUUCUACACCAAGACUGUAGCCCUCAUAUGCUCAGAGAGAUUAGGAAACCAAACGGAGCCAGCCGGUGGUGCUGAAAAUGUCAGCACACCGGCUGGAAGUGGCUCUGCCAGUGCGGCAGAUCGGCCGAGCGCAGCAAGCGGCGCCCCGCCGAAGCGCACAAGCAGAUGGUUCUCCAUUGAGACGCCAGAGCUGACUCUCUUCAAGGAGGAGCUUCGCCUGUGGCGCCAACCCUCCACACUGAUUCCUACGAGCGUUCUUGAUGAUCUGCCCCUCGAGCGCUCCACACUCCCGGCUUACGUGCCGGAGCUCAUCUUGGACGUCAUUUUAGACCUCGAUCUCGUGCCUGAGAAUGCGUUCUUGAGGCAGUCAGGGGCCGACGCUGUCCUAGUCAAGCGUCCGAGCGAUGUAAAGGCCGUGGUGCUGGAGAGAUGGAGGCUGAGCUUCGAUGUACACACGGUACCUGCUCCUCCAGAGCUUCCUACAGUCUACAACACAUGCGUUGGUCACUUCCAGGAGAUGGACGCCAAGCUGCGCAGCUUGCCGGCCCACGGGCUGACAGCAAAGUUGCGAAGCGGCGUUGACAAGCCGCUUCGCCUUGGUCUCAGGCUCAGCGCUGGAGAAGUUGAAGAGGCCCCUUCGGUGCUUGGUCCAACAGCGGCGCUAGCUGAUUGGCCGCACAGACCUGGCUCUGUUGCCUUCGCGCCUGUGACAACCGGAAUAGGCUCGCUUUCGCUCCGCGUUGAAACUCGCACGGGAUUCGAUGUGGAAGUGGUGGAGCUUGACUCGGAGGCAAAGGGUCUCGACCUGGCCGACUUUGACGAGGGCUACUUUCGCCAUGUCGCUCCACAGGGUCAGCCUAGUGUAGCUCCUCAAAAGCUCAGUACCCCUUCAUCCGCGACUCGCUCGCUACUUUCACGAGCCGCCGAUCAGAAGGCAGCUGCAAGAAGCGGAGCUCAGCCAAUCGCAAAUACUUCUCACGCCUCGCCUUCGCCUCCAACCAUCCCCGCUGCCUCUGUUGAGAGUGCCAUGUCCCGAUCACCUGCUCCUCAAACAAGCGCAUUUGGGACGUCUGCCAGCAACAAACCUGUGGCAGGGCUUUCCAGUCUGCGUGGAGCCAGCGCGCUAAGCACCAGCCCCGCCAACACCAGAGCGCCUCUCUCAAGCGAGGCUGCGUUCUUGACGCACCAGCGCCGGCAAAGCAGCAGCGCUAGCGACCGCCGGUUGCGGACCCUUAGCAGCUACAGCUCAGAAAAGAGCAGCCCGCCGUCGCCCACUAGUGCAGCUACUCCGCAGACCCUCUCUCGGCCGGGGUUUGCGACGCGAGCCUCCGCGUUUCCCUCCUUCCGGAUGGGAUCGUAUUCUCCGUCCUCUCCAUCUCCUCUAGCACAGCAUAUGACCGCACAGCAGCGCGGCCAGCAGCCAUCCAGUAUUGACAGCGGAUCGCUUGACCAGACUCAGAUGAACCCCGGGGCAUCCCCAACUCUGCGAUCCGUCUUCCACGGGUACACUUCUUCACAAGGACCUGCCUACACCUUCUCUCCAUUCUCGCGCUCUCUAGGCCGAUCAGCGGGCGAGUCUGGCCUUGGUCUUGCCCGAACGGACGAGGCGCUACCUCGGCCAGCCUUGACGAGCUACGAUGAGGGAGCGCCCUCCACUUCGCCUGCUCUGAGCUCGACAGCUGCUCGACCGCAGAUGAUCCAGCGAUACAGCUCUACGCUGAGCUACCGGCAGGGCAGACCUCGACGGAGCUCGGCUAGUCUGACCGGCGGAGAACCGAGUGCGGCGCAACCACGACCUGGCACGAGUGAAGAUUCGAAGUACUCCAGGAGUUGGCAAGCCCGCAUCGACCAGCGUCAAGCAUACGCUGCGGCAUACCACCAGCCAUCGAGCAACGAUCCACGAAGCCUUGGCACCGCAGAAUCUGAAAGCAAGAUCGGCAGCUUUGCGAUGGGAGCUGCGUCUCCACGGCCGUCACCGAGAUAUCGAUCGUCGAUCUCAGCCAGUCAUGAAGACGACUUGGACGACCUUGUUCGCAUGAUUGAAAACCGCAACGCUAUGCGGGCAGAACCAACGCAGUCCUCUGCCAGCGCCAAACUGCCCUCAGGCGCUCUUGCCAUGAGUCCCGCUGGGCGCGCUAGCCCUGCUUUGGGUAGUGGCAGUCUAUCACGGCGACGGGGCUCCUUCCGCGCAGGAGGCAAUUCAAGCCCUCUUUCCCGGUCCCAAAUCAACGAGAUGCUAAAUCGUAUGGCUGCCUCUUUCGGAAGGCCUUCACCUACUUCUGCAGCUACCACGGGAUCGGGCGGAUCUGCAUCGGAAGGCAGCCCAUCGCAAGCGAUUGGAACCAGCGCUGAGGGCUCGCCAUCGAUUACGCGCAGUCCUCUCAGCGCACCACCCAUGUCGGCUUCCACCAAACCCAUCCGUCCUUCCUACGACGGCGCAAACACCUCGCAGGCUCGCACAAGCUCGGAGGCAUUCGUCACAUCGACUGUGCCGAUAUUUGCGAGACCCAGGCCUGCAGGAGCGUUCUCUGCUCGACCGGUGCAAUCUUACGAUGCCGACUUAGCGAUGGUUCCGAGUGGCGCUGCACUCAAUCGCGAGGGAAGCAGAAGCAGCCGUAGAGGAAGGGGUGGCGCUGGCAGUGGAAGCGGUACGAGUGGAGGCAGUGCUAGUGCCAGUGCGACCGCGAGCGCCAACGUUUCGGCCGCCAUGCAAAGAGCAACCUCGUCGGAGGACAAUCGCACUUCCCCUACCAGCCAAGCGCAUCACGGUCUACAAGGUAUGCACAGGCAUUCACGUGGGUCCAUUGAUUUGCCCUUUCCUAGGUCAUACGACGACGAGCCUAUCGGCACGAUGGAUCUGGGAGGCGAACCAGCGGGCGAAGCCUAUGCAAGGAAUUCUGCGCAGGAAAACGAAGCCCUUGCUCACUUCCUGACACGCAGAAGAGGAGGCGGGAACGGGCAGACUCAUACGCAAGUCGCCCAGCCCACUUCUGGUGGGUCUCAUCGAGGGCAAUUCUCUCGUCGUUCUGCAUCCCGAUCUGCGUCUCCUGGCGCUCGUAGUGACCAAGAUCAUGAUGAACCGGUCUGACAGAAUUCAAAGCUCUCACUGUAAUCGCCCCAUCUAACACACCGCUCAAAUUUUCCCCGUUGACCGCAUGCAUGUACAUUAAUAGAUCAUAAGUUCAUUCGGCGUUCACCACACAAGUGUACCUGGCUUUGACACCAGGCAGAGCCGGGUGUGUGCGCUCGAUGGUGCUCAAGGCAGGGAACGUCGGAUGGAUCGACCUGUGUCUCGCUAACGGGACUGUUGCAACGCGGUCGCAGACUUGAUGUCGACCAUCGCUUCGCUGCGUUGCUUGUGCGGCAUCACGCAUCAAGACCGCGAGCGCUUCGGGAUGAGGGACCGAUCCCUGGUGAGCAAAUGGAAAGAGUGCCUACCGACAAAGGAAGCGUGGUUGAAA